ACUUGGCCUCAAAGAUCAUUUCUCAACACUUCCUCACCGCAGGAGCCUCCAAAGCCCUCACCAGGCCAGUUCUCCUCCUGCAACAGCUCCCCACAGCAUGAAGGUCUCCGUGGCUGGCAUUACCUUCUUCUUCCUCAUCACCAUCGCCCUAGGUGAUGGUGAAUUCAAGACGGACUUCUCCUCAGGGGGACCUUCCCAACCCUCGGAGUGCUGUUUCACCUACGCUACUCACAGGAUCCCCCGUCCGCGGAUUGUGGCUUAUUAUGGGACCAACAGCCAGUGCUCCAAGCCUGGAAUUGUCUUCAUCACCAAAAGGGGCAAAUCCAUCUGCACCAACCCCAAUGACAAGUGGGUCCAGGACUAUAUCAAGGGCAUGGAGGAGAACUGAGUGACCCAGAGUGGGUGGUGAAGGCACAGCUCAGAGAAGGCACAGCUAAAGAGAAGAUGCCAAGGCCCCCCCUCCUCCACCCAUCCCUAACUCUCAGUCCCAGCAACCCUCUGGGAGCUUCCCUGCCUUGAAUUAAAGACCACUCAUGCCCUUC
This is a messenger RNA of Sapajus apella (tufted capuchin), 542 nucleotides long. Its product is annotated as C-C motif chemokine 14-like. Lineage: Eukaryota; Metazoa; Chordata; Mammalia; Primates; Cebidae. The record is from RefSeq and is a predicted model, not a curated record. Bases 98 to 388 code for a protein of 96 amino acids. Gene Ontology annotation, biological process: cellular response to type II interferon; inflammatory response; cellular response to tumor necrosis factor. Gene Ontology annotation, molecular function: chemokine activity; CCR chemokine receptor binding. Gene Ontology annotation, cellular component: extracellular region. The transcript has 3 exons.